Molecule: messenger RNA, 4239 nt
Organism: Sphaerodactylus townsendi
Lineage: Eukaryota; Metazoa; Chordata; Lepidosauria; Squamata; Sphaerodactylidae
Gene: STT3B
Product: STT3 oligosaccharyltransferase complex catalytic subunit B
Exons: 16
Coding region: 343-2799 (818 amino acids)
Biological process (GO): post-translational protein modification
Cellular component (GO): membrane
Molecular function (GO): dolichyl-diphosphooligosaccharide-protein glycotransferase activity
Source: RefSeq, a predicted model, not a curated record
GGAAGCCUCUAGCUUUGUGUGAGUGUGAGACUCGCCCCGCCCACACUCCCCGCUCGUUUCUCCUCCCCUUUCUUUACCGCUCCCCCCCCCCCGUCCAUUUGCGUGCGCGCGCGGCUGAGCUCUCGCGCCCGUUCCUCCGCCUCGCACCACACGGGGAUGUUGGCGGCGACCUCGAGCGGCGGUUCCUGGGUCACUUAGAAGGAGGAGGCGGGAGGCCGCCGCCGCCGUUCUCCCACUUCUGAAGCGCGCUGAGGGAACUGGGCGGGCUCUGCCCCUCCUCCCGCUCCCCCCUCCUUCACCCGCCCGCGAGGCGGAGAGGCAGCGAGGAGCCCGCGGAGCAACAUGGCGGAACACUCAGCCCCCGACCACAAGCACAAGCCCGGAGCCUCCGCCGCCUCCAACUCCGCCGCGGGCAGCUCGCAAGCGCUGGCCAACAGCAGGGGCUCCUCGGCGGCGGCGGGUGGCGGGGCUCCGGCGGGCGGGGGCGGCCUGUCUGGGGGCCUGUCGCAGCCGGCGGGCUGGCAGUCGCUGCUUUCCUUCACCAUCCUCUUCCUGGCCUGGCUGGCCGGCUUCAGCUCCAGGCUCUUCGCCGUCAUCCGCUUUGAGAGCAUCAUACAUGAGUUCGACCCCUGGUUUAACUACAGAUCAACACAUCAUCUUGCAUCACAUGGAUUUUAUGAAUUCUUAAACUGGUUUGAUGAAAGAGCAUGGUACCCAUUAGGAAGAAUAGUAGGUGGGACUGUAUAUCCAGGGCUGAUGGUGACAGCAGGCCUUAUACAUUGGAUUUUAAAUAUGCUUAACAUAACUGUCCACAUAAGAGAUGUAUGUGUAUUUCUAGCACCAGUUUUUAGCGGCCUUACAUCAAUUUCUACUUUCCUGCUUACAAGAGAACUGUGGAACCAGGGAGCAGGGCUUUUAGCUGCCUGUUUUAUUGCUAUAGUUCCUGGUUACAUAUCACGAUCAGUGGCAGGAUCUUUUGACAAUGAAGGGAUAGCUAUUUUUGCACUGCAGUUCACAUAUUAUUUGUGGGUGAAGUCUGUGAAAACUGGGUCAGUCUUCUGGACAAUAUGCUGCUGCCUAUCCUACUUCUACAUGGUCUCUGCAUGGGGUGGUUAUGUUUUCAUCAUCAAUCUUAUUCCACUGCAUGUAUUUGUGCUACUGUUGAUGCAAAGAUUCAGCAGGAGGGUCUACAUAGCAUAUAGCACUUUCUAUAUUGUGGGCUUAAUAUUAUCCAUGCAGAUACCUUUUGUUGGAUUUCAGCCAAUUAGAACAAGUGAGCACAUGGCAGCUGCAGGUGUGUUUGCACUACUGCAAGCCUAUGCCUUCUUGCAGUACAUGAGAGACAGGCUAACAAAGCAAGAAUUCCAGACCUUAUUCUUCUUGGGUGUGUCACUAGCUGCUGGGGUUGUAUUCCUGAGUGUCAUCUAUUUAACAUAUACAGGCUAUAUUGCACCAUGGAGUGGCAGAUUCUAUUCACUGUGGGAUACUGGGUAUGCGAAAAUUCACAUCCCGAUCAUUGCUUCUGUGUCUGAGCAUCAACCUACAACAUGGGUUUCCUUCUUUUUUGAUCUACAUAUUCUCGUGUGUACUUUCCCAGCAGGGCUGUGGUUCUGUAUCAAAAACAUCAAUGAUGAAAGGGUCUUCGUGGCUCUUUAUGCAAUCAGUGCUGUUUACUUUGCUGGAGUGAUGGUUCGUCUGAUGCUCACUUUGACUCCAGUGGUCUGCAUGCUGUCGGCAAUUGCCUUCUCUAAUGUUUUUGAGCAUUAUUUGGGUGAUGAUAUGAAAAGAGAGAAUCCACCAGUAGAAGACAGCAGUGACGAAGAUGAUAAAAGAAACCCAGGAAAUCUCUACGAUAAGGCAGGUAAAGUGAGGAAACACAUAUCCGAACAGGAAAAAACUGAAGAAGGUCUUGGUCCCAAUAUCAAGAGCAUUGUGACGAUGUUGAUGUUAAUGCUGCUGAUGAUGUUUGCUGUCCACUGCACGUGGGUUACUAGCAAUGCCUACUCCAGUCCUAGUGUUGUUCUGGCCUCUUACAAUCAUGAUGGCACUAGGAACAUCUUGGAUGACUUCAGAGAAGCAUACUACUGGCUAAGGCAAAACACAGACGAACAUGCCAGAGUAAUGUCUUGGUGGGAUUAUGGAUAUCAAAUAGCAGGAAUGGCAAAUCGCACUACCCUAGUUGACAAUAAUACUUGGAAUAACAGCCACAUAGCCUUGGUAGGAAAAGCUAUGUCUUCCAAUGAGACAGCGGCUUAUGAGAUCAUGAGAAGUCUGGAUGUGGAUUAUGUGUUAAUAAUUUUUGGAGGUGUAAUUGGCUAUUCUGGUGAUGAUAUCAACAAGUUCUUGUGGAUGGUGAGGAUAGCUGAAGGUGAACAUCCUAAAGAUAUCAGAGAAAGCGACUACUUUACUCCCCAGGGAGAAUUUCGGGUGGACAAAGCAGGCUCUCCAACCUUGUUAAAUUGUCUCAUGUAUAAAAUGUCAUAUUAUAGAUUUGGAGAAAUGCAGCUGGAUUUUCGGACACCCCCAGGAUUUGACCGCACACGUAAUGCUGAGAUUGGCAACAAGGACAUUAAGUUUAAACAUUUGGAAGAAGCCUUUACAUCAGAGCACUGGCUUGUUAGAAUAUACAAAGUAAAACACCUAGACAACAGAGAGACACUGGACCAUAAGCCUAGACUAACCAACAUUUUACCAAAACAGAAGUAUUUGUCAAAAAAGACUGCCAAAAGGAAGCGUGGCUACAUUAAGAAUAAACUAAUUUUAAAGAAAGGCAAGAGACCCAACAGGAAGACAGUUUAAAUACACUGAUUGCUAAUAUGAAGCAGUUGUCCUUGAGAUAACCAGUCUUUGCCUUUAGCUCAAGUCAUGUUUCACAGCAACAUGAGGGUACAGAACCAUCAUUGGUCCAGAUUAUUGUACAAAACUUUCAGGCAAUGUCUGACUUAAAAAAAUUUUGGCUUAUUGAGAACAGCUGUUCUAGAUUUGUAUUGUGGAGCAAGAGAGAGCUGCUACCCAGGUCUAGCAGCAGAUUUUUUUUUUUUGGUACAUAUUAUCCUUCCAAUCUAUUGAGAAUUUGGACUGAUUGCACCAAAGAGCCCUCUAAUUCGGUCCUUGGCACAUGCAUACUUGUCAGUUUUUUAAGUUCAGCUGAACAGCAAUAUCUUAACUGGAAUGGUAAUGUAUAAACUGACUAUUCUCAGUCUUGACACUCUCAAAAAUGGAUAUUUUUAUAUUCAGCUAUUAGAACAACUCCUUUUUGAGGUAUUUAUUUUACAAGAUUUUCUUCUAUAUACUCUUCUCUUGCUGUAUGUUGUGUUCAGGACUGUGAACCAAGUUGCGAGUUUCAUUAAUCACGAGAUGGGAUAAUACAAUUGGACGGUGCAACGUGUUUUGAAAAGAGGGGGUCUGAGUGCCCCUUAUGCAGGUGGUGUUCCUGAGACGUACAGGGGUCCAAUCUUGUGCAGAAUAGAUAGAUACAAGGGCUACGUUUGUAUCUUAAAUCUGCUACUGAGCACCACAGAACCUGGUGUUUUCAGAACUUGUUUAGCUGCAAAUUUACAAGUCAUAACAAUUAAGGAAAAAAAAUUGACAAGUAUCCAGACUCCCUUGCUGUGGCUAUCAGAAAGGCAGAGGGUUUAUAAACCUAGCCUACCCUUUUCUUGGGGUUAGCUUCCUGGAAAUGACUAGUUUAUCUUCAUGUUUUUAUUUAGUGCUUUAGUUAUGAACCUUCUGCUUGAAUAUUUGCUUUUGUCUUUUAUACUUUAUGAACGAGACAAUAUCAAGUGCACUAAAUACAAAUGGAGAUUGAACAUGUUCACUUUCCAGCUAUAGGAAACUUUAUGAGCUUGAAUGUUCAGUUAUUUUAAUAAAGUUUUUAAAAAAGAGAAAAAGUUGUGGGUUUCCCUUGACAGCCACAGGAUAUAAUUUUGAUAUAGGAUACGGCUUAUACCAGAUGUAUUGGUGUAAAGCAGAAUAGUAUGUACCUUCCAAACACAAUUAUCUAUUGCUCGGUGAGAAUGUUACUGCUGAUUUUUCUCAGAUGUAUAAUUUUUAUUUGUAAAUUCAUUUUUGAGUAAAGAGGUUAUUAGAUCAACAAUGCAGUGGCAACAUUUUCACAAAAUAAGUCUGGAUUUCUGACCCUUUGUCAUUGAGAUUAUUUUACUUUGUUGCUUUAAAACUCAAUUGCAGACCCGUUGUUGACUAUAGGGAAAAAUAAAGUUAAAUCAAGUUUUGUGUUAA